AUGCUGGAAAGUCAACAGGAGAGUCAACAACAGGAAAGUCAACAACAGGAGAACCAGCCAGGAGAGAGCCAGCCAGCAGAGAGUGAACCCUAUGACAGUGAUGAGACAGUCGACAAUCAUGAAAGCAAUGAAGCACACAACAGCUCGGUCAUUUGUCAGGUAGAGACUGGACCGCGUCAACUAAGCAUCACUCCUGCCACCAAAAGAAAGAGACGUCGUAAGGGACCAGAAGACGAGCUAGAGACUUCAAUUGUAGAAAGGCUAAACUCGUUAGACUCAAAGAGGGCUCAUGUCGACUCCGAUGAGGAUGGUUUGUUCGGUAGGCAGAUAGCUGCUACUCUACGGAGAUUUCCCUAUGAGAAGAAGGCGUUCGCAAAGCUCAGACUUCAACAAGUGAUGUUAGAGGUAGAGCUUGGUGGGUCAGGAGAUGGCUUUUCUCUGUUUAGAGAGAGCACCCCAUAGGUCACCAACCAUGCUUGUGUGCAUCACUGUGUAGUAUCCUGUGAUACGUGGCCAGCGACUACACUAUGUGUGGUCUAUAAACCGGCUUUUUUAAAAGCCACCAACUACAUCAGAGAGAGAGAAACUGCAGACUGCUAGCUACAUGACUGAUUGACAAACUCAUUAAUCGACAACAACAGGUCAAUAACUUUCAAUUGUCAUGUUUAACACAUACGUACUUUGGCACUGCCUGUGCCUACAUACUCUUCAUUAAUAUGCUCAUUAUAUUAUCUUGGGAAGUGCUAUUCGUAGCCCAUUUU
Molecule: messenger RNA, 761 nt
Organism: Corticium candelabrum
Lineage: Eukaryota; Metazoa; Porifera; Homoscleromorpha; Homosclerophorida; Plakinidae
Exons: 2
Coding region: 1-462 (153 amino acids)
Molecular function (GO): DNA binding
Source: RefSeq, a predicted model, not a curated record